AUAUUAGCAAAGCCAUUAUUAUUCAAUCGUCAUAUCGAUUAUAUAAAACCCUAAUCGAUAAACGAUGAACGACCUAAAGUACCAAUUCGAUUUACGAAGGAGAGAAAAAGAUAAUCGAAGAAUGAGAACAAUGGAUUUGUUCGGAGAGGAGAUGGAGGAUCAGAUAACAACCAUGGCUAUGGAUGUUGACGACGUCGACAAUUUCGAUAUCUUAUCCGAAGGUAUUUCCGUCAAUGAAAGCAAAGUCGCUGAUGCUGAUUUCUUCAAUUCCUUCCAAGAUGAUUUCGAUGAUGCUGAUAUCAACUAGUUAGGUUUUUUUCAUAUUGAUUAGAAAAGAUGAAGCUGAAUUUGAUUUAGUACUUUGUUUUUUUUUGGAUUUUUCUGUUAAUAUGAUGAUGGAUCUUUGAUGAUUAAUCGGAUUUAUUUCUUGUUUUGAAUUUUGUGA
Molecule: messenger RNA, 445 nt
Organism: Medicago truncatula (barrel medic)
Lineage: Eukaryota; Viridiplantae; Streptophyta; Magnoliopsida; Fabales; Fabaceae
Product: small acidic protein 1
Exons: 1
Coding region: 65-307 (80 amino acids)
Source: RefSeq, a predicted model, not a curated record